Messenger RNA from Lolium perenne, 1055 nucleotides. Its product is annotated as expansin-A18. Gene Ontology annotation, biological process: plant-type cell wall organization. Gene Ontology annotation, cellular component: extracellular region. NCBI's taxonomy places the organism in Eukaryota, Viridiplantae, Streptophyta, Magnoliopsida, Poales, Poaceae. The record is from RefSeq and is a predicted model, not a curated record.
UCCAUCAUCUCUCUGCGACUCUUGAGUUCUUGUACGGUUCUGGGUUGGAUCAGGAGAAGCUAGAUGGCAAGUGGGAAGCGCUUGAUCCUGCAGCUGUUGGUGGUGUGCUUGGCGGCGCCGGCGGUCAGGUCGGCCUGGCUCCAGGGCACCGCCACCUUCUACGGCGGAAGAGACGGCUCCGGCACAAUGGGUGGCGCUUGUGGUUACUCAAACCUGUACGACGAGGGGUACGGGCUCAGCAACGCGGCGCUGAGCACGGUGCUGUUCAACGACGGGGCCUCGUGCGGGCAGUGCUACCUCAUCAUGUGCGACCAGAGCAAGUCCAGAAUGUGCAAGACCGGAAAGGCCAUCACAGUCACCGCCACCAACUUAUGCCCCCCCAACUACAACCUGCCCAACGACAACGGUGGGUGGUGCAACCCUCCUCGCCCCCACUUCGACAUGUCCCAGCCGGCAUGGCUCAACAUCGGCAUCUAUGAGGCCGGCAUCAUCCCCGUUGUCUACCAACAAGUGAAAUGCUGGAGAACAGGUGGGUUGCGAUUCACAAUAUUAGGGUUCAACUACUUCGAGUUGGUACUGGUGACAAACGUGGCCGGGAGCGGGUCGAUCAAGAGCAUCUCGGUAAAAGGUACCAAAACCGGAUGGACCCAGAUGUCAAGGAACUGGGGAGUCAUCUGGCAGGGCAUGUCGGGGCUGGCGGGACAGUCGCUCUCCUUCAGUAUUAGCUCCACCGGUGGACAGAACAUCGUCUUCCAGAACGUCAUCCCAGCAGGGUGGACCUUCGGCCAGACCUACUCCACCUGGCAGCAGUUCAACUACUAAGAGACGAAAUUACAAUGGUGUUUGACAUAGGAUUGUACACGUAGUAGGACCAUGAGUUGGACACGUUGUACUUGGAUCCUAUUGUAAUGCUAGCACCACAAAGUACAUCUAUGAAUACCAAACCACGAGGACCUCGGCGAUCAUUUGAGUAGAGUCAAAUCUACCUGAUCAUAUCAAAUUUUACACCCCAUAUCCACAAACAUCGUAAAUUGGUAACACGACAAUAUGUGUGC